GUUCGCGGUCGCCAUCGGUACCGGCACCGGCCGAGCGCGAGGCGAUGCUGAGCCUGCUGGAGGUGGGCGGCAGCCUGCUGGAGCGGGCCGCCGUCGGCAACCCGCUGUCCCUGCUGCUGGCCGCCUCCGCCUUCGCGCUCAGCCUCGGCUACCUCUUCCAGCUGGGAUACCGCCGCCACGUCGGGGCCGGCCGGACGAACCACCCUCCUCACAUCCCCUCGAGCAUCCCAUUCCUCGGACAUGCCGUAGCGUUUGGAAAGAGCCCUAUUGAGUUUCUGGAAAAUGCCUAUGACAAGUACGGACCUGUGUUCAGUUUCACUAUGGUUGGCAAGACGUUUACGUACCUGCUGGGCAGCGAUGCUGCUGCGCUGCUGUUCAACAGCAAAAAUGAAGACUUGAAUGCAGAAGAUGUGUACUCCAGGCUGACCACACCAGUCUUUGGAAAGGGGGUGGCUUACGACGUCCCUAACGCGGUAUUUUUGGAACAGAAGAAGAUGCUCAAAACUGGGCUAAACAUUGCUCAGUUUAAGCAGCAUGUAACUCUGAUUGAAGAAGAAACAAAGGAAUAUUUCAAAGCCUGGGGAGAGAGUGGAGAAAGAAACCUGUUUGAAGCCUUUUCAGAACUUAUCAUUUUGACAGCAAGUCACUGCUUGCAUGGGAAAGAAAUAAGAAGCUUACUAAAUGAGAAGGUGGCUCAGCUGUAUGCUGACCUGGAUGGGGGCUUUACUCAUGCUGCGUGGCUUCUGCCAGCCUGGCUACCUCUGCCCAGCUUCAGGCGUCGAGACCGAGCACACAGAGAAAUAAAGAACAUUUUCUACAAGGUUAUCCAGAAGCGUCGGAGUUCUGAGGAGAAGGAGGAUGACAUGCUCCAAACUCUACUUGAUGCUUCAUACAAGGAUGGCCGCCCACUGACAGAUGACGAGAUAGCAGGGAUGCUCAUUGGGCUGCUGCUGGCAGGGCAGCACACAUCCUCAACCACGAGUGCCUGGCUGGGCUUCUUCAUAGCCAGAGACAAAGCGAUACAGGAGCAGUGCUACGCAGAGCAGAAAGCCGUCUGUGGAGAUGAUUUGCCACCAUUAACUUACGAACAGCUCAAGGAUCUCAGCUUGUUAGAUCGCUGCCUAAAAGAAACCUUAAGGCUGAGACCUCCUAUAAUGACCAUGAUGAGACUGGCCAAAACUCCACAGACGGUCGCAGGAUACAGCAUUCCCCCCGGCCAUCAGGUCUGCGUGUCCCCCACCGUCAACCAACGCCUGAAGGACUCCUGGAAGGACGCCCUGGACUUCAAACCUGACCGCUAUCUCCAGGACAACCCGGCAGCUGGGGAGAAGUUUGCCUACAUUCCGUUUGGUGCUGGCCGUCAUCGCUGUAUUGGAGAGAACUUCGCUUACGUUCAGAUCAAGACUAUCUGGUCCACUUUGCUUCGUUUGUAUGAAUUUGAUCUCAUCAAUGACUACUUUCCAAGUAUAAAUUAUACAACCAUGAUACAUACACCUAAUAACCCAGUUAUCAGAUAUAAGAGGAGGGCACUGUAAGUUCUGGAGCUAAAACCUUGAAUUGUACAAACUAACAGACUUCUGGUGAAAUAAUUGUGACGAAAUGAAUGGCAAAUGGAAACUGUUCCACGUACUGUAUAGAGACAGGCCUGCACUCUCUUUGCAUCUGUUUUGUUCAUUUCCCCACACCGUUUAGUGUUGCUGUGUGUAACUGCUUGUUCUACCAAUUUCUUGGUGCUUUUAUUGAAAGAAAAACUGUCUUCUAUGUGUGUAACACUUCUAAGGUGUGCAUGCCUCCCUCCCCCCCGGCCUUUAAGUGAAGAAAUGUUUUUUAAAGCAAAGAUUCCAGUUGAUAGAAAAAAGAAAA
This is a messenger RNA of Tympanuchus pallidicinctus (lesser prairie-chicken), 1863 nucleotides long. Its product is annotated as lanosterol 14-alpha demethylase. The transcript is spliced from 10 exons. Bases 45 to 1535 code for a protein of 496 amino acids. The record is from RefSeq and is a predicted model, not a curated record. Lineage: Eukaryota; Metazoa; Chordata; Aves; Galliformes; Phasianidae. Gene Ontology annotation, molecular function: monooxygenase activity; iron ion binding; oxidoreductase activity, acting on paired donors, with incorporation or reduction of molecular oxygen.